This is a messenger RNA of Daucus carota subsp. sativus, 1750 nucleotides long. RefSeq names its product DNA-binding protein BIN4. The coding region runs from base 145 to 1335 and encodes 396 amino acids. The transcript is spliced from 12 exons. Gene Ontology annotation, cellular component: nucleus; DNA topoisomerase type II (double strand cut, ATP-hydrolyzing) complex. Gene Ontology annotation, biological process: chromosome organization; DNA endoreduplication. NCBI's taxonomy places the organism in Eukaryota, Viridiplantae, Streptophyta, Magnoliopsida, Apiales, Apiaceae. The record is from RefSeq and is a predicted model, not a curated record. Gene Ontology annotation, molecular function: double-stranded DNA binding.
UGAGUGAAUGUUGAUGUUGUAGUACGGAACAGACUACUUCACCGUCUGCCUGCUUGGUCUAAUUGAAAUGUGAGCUGCUUGAAUUGUUUCUAGGGUUUCCAAUUGAAAUUACUGGUCUAAACUGAAUUUGAUUAUUAAUCUCCCAUGGGUAACAGCUCCGUAGACGACGAUUCCCCCGACUGGCUUCGCUCUUUUCAGACACCAACUCAAUCAGCCUUCGCCCUGCCCUCCCCCUCUCAGCUGUCUUUAUCCGACAGUGAUCACAUUCAGAAUGGGAAAGACGAUGACGACGACGAUGAUGAUGAUGAUGAAUUGCCUUUACAGGAAAGGUACGCGAGUGUCGACAAGAAGCCGACACUUGACAAAAAGAGGAAAAGGGUUACUCGGACUCCUGUAACCGGGGAAAAAGCUGGGGGAACAGCUUCGAAGCAAAAGACAUCCGAUAAGUCAGCCAAAAUUGAUGAACAGAGCAAUUCGGUUUGGAUGUUGUUAUCAGAUUCUGAGUCUUGUCCUGAAGCUAGUCCUGUGAGGAAAAACAAUGACACCCACUCUAAAAAAUUGUCAAAACAGGAAACUCCUCAGUAUUCAGAUAAUAUAAAGGGUGAUGUCACAGUCCUCGAAGAAACACUAAAAGAAACCUCCAAGCAGAAGUCUCCAAUAAAGAAGAAAAAAGAGGAUCAAUCGUCCACUAAGAAGAAGAAAUUGGAAGACCAUGUGAAAGGAGAGAAUUAUGACGGCAUGGAUGUUCCCGAGGAAGUAGUAUCUGCCAAGCCUGCUGGACCUUAUGUCUCAUCUUCAAGUUUACCCCUGGUACUCCCCGAGAAAGUCCAGCGCUCAAAGGCGCUUGUAGAGUGUGAAGAUGAAUCUAUUGAUCUAAGUGGUGAUGUAGGUGCUGUUGGUCGUGUGGUUAUAACAGAUAAUGAGGACAUGCUAUUGGAUUUAAAAGGAACCAUAUAUAAGACCACAAUAUUACCUUCACGGACUUUCUGCGUUGUUAGCUUUGGUCAAUCAGAAGCUAAGAUAGAGGCAAUUAUGAACGAUUUUAUUCAGCUGACACCACAAUCUAAUGUUUAUGAGGCUGAAACCAUGGUUGAAGGAACAUUGGAGGGUUUUUCAUUUGGUUCAGAAGAUGAGGCUGAAGAUAUGCCUAAAGCCACUGCUAAUCAAAAUGACCAAAAUGAAGGUGCCGAGGAACGACAAAAUGCAAAAGACAACGGGAAAGCUGAGAAAAAAACAGCUUUAGGACGCAAAAAGGGCAAAUCUGCGGUGGGAAAGCCUCCAAAGAAACCAAAGAAAAAAGUACAAGCCAUGAAGAAAACCAAGGCUAAGAAAUGAGCAGUGCUGUAUUGAAGUUUCUCCAUGCCUUUUGUUAGGCCACCAACACUUACUCUGUUUACACUCUUAUUGCAGUUUCAGUAAUUAGGAUUUUAGGAUUUCACAGUGAAAAUCAUAGGACAUUGUUUUUAAAGAGCUAGAGUUUAUUUAGCAAAAAAAGAGAAAGAGCAAGAGUUUAUAGUGUCAUUUGAUAUUUUCUGAAAGUGAGGUGAAGUUUGUAUUUCGCUUGUCCUCAUGGGAUAUAAAUUUAGCUCCAGGUCUAUUCAUUAUGUUGAUGUAUCAGUUGAUUACUAUAGGAACAGCAAUAGAUAUUUUAGUGGUUUAACGGAACAAUCUUCCAGUUUGUCACUGUAGAGAAUUGAUGUUUUAAUGAUUUAACUGAGAUAUAUUCGAGUUUUCAAUGUUGAGCUAGCAA